CUGAUUGCAUGACUCGGUGCAUUUCUAUCCAACCGCCACCAUGAAGCUGUGUUUCGUUACUGUGGGCGCUACGGCUUCGUUUGAGAAGCUAAUCCAGCAAGUGCUUUCUCCGCAAUUCCUGGAGACCUUGGCCAAACGCCAGUACACCCAUCUUCUCAUUCAGUACGGCAAAGGUGGCAGUCAAACAUUCGAAAUCUUCGCAAAUGGCGAGCAAUCGCACCAUGGCCUCAUCAUCGGUGGCUUCGACUCCAAGCCAAGCAUCGAUAGGGAAUUGAUGAAGACCAAGAAACGGGAUGACCAGGAGCUUGGUCUAAUCAUCAGUCAUGCCGGCACUGGAACUAUUCUUGCAGCCCUGCGCUUGGGCGUGCCCUUGAUCGUUGUUCCGAACCCCGACCUUGCUGAUAACCACCAGCAAGAGCUUGCUCAAAUUCUGAAUGAGCAGAAAUAUGUGGUCAGCAGCUCUGUCCAGGAAAUUGGGACUGCCAUUGCCCGUGCCGAGCUUCAGAAAUCUGAGGUAUUUGAUUCACAUCCUGAAAGAAAGGAUGAACUCGCAGGUUUCAUGUCUGACGAACUGGGUUUUCUGGAUUAAGAGUUCCCUUGUGCAGGCUCUUUUGGCCUAAUUUGCGACAUGUCAGUGUCGCCUAAGAUUGCGUUUCUUGCUCGGCGUUGUGGUUUUUAUGAUUUACGGUUGGAAUUUGCAUAGG
Molecule: messenger RNA, 704 nt
Organism: Penicillium canescens
Lineage: Eukaryota; Fungi; Ascomycota; Eurotiomycetes; Eurotiales; Aspergillaceae
Gene: alg13
Product: N-acetylglucosaminyldiphosphodolichol N-acetylglucosaminyltransferase catalytic subunit ALG13
Exons: 3
Coding region: 41-589 (182 amino acids)
Biological process (GO): dolichol-linked oligosaccharide biosynthetic process
Cellular component (GO): extrinsic component of endoplasmic reticulum membrane; UDP-N-acetylglucosamine transferase complex
Molecular function (GO): hexosyltransferase activity
Source: RefSeq, a predicted model, not a curated record